Danaus chrysippus (African queen) is the source of this 249-nucleotide messenger RNA. The record is from the annotation of a GenBank genome assembly. NCBI's taxonomy places the organism in Eukaryota, Metazoa, Arthropoda, Insecta, Lepidoptera, Nymphalidae.
AUGGCCUCUGGAGGAAUAAUUGUAACGCCAUGCCAUAAGCAGAGUCCAGCCAAGCCAGCCAUUAUUGUCCCAACGAUACUGACUCUGAACAUGAGCAGGAAGAUUGUCUUACACAAGACGAUGUCAGGAGUGACUUUGAAGACGAGAUGGUGGACUGCCAAGAAAAUUCAAAUACGGAUAAUAAAUAGAGAAGAAAGCCCCGAGAACCCUCACUCUUCUUCGGAAUCGGCUAAUAUCCAGGUCACAUAA